Messenger RNA from Saprolegnia diclina VS20, 384 nucleotides. RefSeq lists its product as hypothetical. The record is from RefSeq and is a predicted model, not a curated record. NCBI's taxonomy places the organism in Eukaryota, Oomycota, Saprolegniomycetes, Saprolegniales, Saprolegniaceae. The coding region runs from base 102 to 299 and encodes 65 amino acids. The transcript has a single exon.
CUCGGUCGCCCAUAUUGAGAGAGUACCGAUAAAAGCCGACAUAUCGCACGCUGGAAGCUCACCAUCGCUGCAGUUUGGAAUUGGCUGCGGACCCGAGAGCGAUGCGCUGCCACCUCCUCCUCCUCCUCCUCGUCUCGGCGCUCGUCGCGACGCUUGCUGCCGCCAACAGCCUCCGCGCCGACGACUGCUGCGCGACCGGCACGUGCCCCAACGAGUGCCAUCAAGCGCGGCUGCAAUUGAGCCCGCGAUGGAGCGCCAAGCUGCGCAAGUACGUCAAGACGCCUGUGUAUCGGCGAUAGCUCCGCCUUCUCCGAUCGUCCUAUGCUGGAAUCGCACUUCUUAAUAUGUCGAUAUAUAUACUGCUUCACCACCCUCUCGGUACCC